Rosa rugosa (rugosa rose) is the source of this 1264-nucleotide messenger RNA. RefSeq lists its product as uncharacterized. The coding region runs from base 1 to 1206 and encodes 401 amino acids. Gene Ontology annotation, cellular component: U2-type spliceosomal complex. Gene Ontology annotation, biological process: mRNA splicing, via spliceosome. Gene Ontology annotation, molecular function: RNA binding. Lineage: Eukaryota; Viridiplantae; Streptophyta; Magnoliopsida; Rosales; Rosaceae. The record is from RefSeq and is a predicted model, not a curated record. The transcript has 2 exons.
AUGAGAAAAGGAAUUUUGGCGAUGCGAGGCAAAAUUAGGGAAUCGACAAAAGUUAAAAGAUACUGGCCUGGAAAAGCCCCAGAGUGGGCAAACGAUCGUGAUACCUGCUCCUCCGACGAAGAAGGGGUUACCAUCUUGUACAAAUCCUUCCCAACUCGUGAUGAUGAUCCUAGACUACGACGUUUGGCCGAGAGGAGGAGUGUAAAGAGGCGCACCCGCCGUGCCGAGAUUGUUGACACAACUGAAGAGGAGGAGGAGGAGGAAGAAGAAGAGGACGCAGAGACUUUGGAGGAAAGAAGAAGAAGGAUUAAGGAGAGGUUGCUUCGUCAGAGGGAGCAGGAACAACAACAAGAGGAGUUUAAGACUGAUGACUACUCCACGGAAGACGAAUCCGAUGAGGACUACUCAGAAGAAGAAGAAGAAGAGGAUGAGAUUGCUGGUGAAGUAGUUACGGUGAAGCCUGUAUUUUUGUCCAAGUCCACAAGAGACACGAUAUUUGAACGUAAGAGACUUGAGGAGGCCGAAGAGCAGGCCCUGGAAGCGAGGAGAAGGGAGCUGGAGGAGAGGAAGAAAGAGACAAGGAGAAUGGUGCUUGAAGAGAUUCGGAAAGACGAAGAGAUUCAUAAGGGUUUGAUGAAUCAGGAUUCGGAAAAUGAUGAUGUUGACACUGACAAUGAUCCUGAGGAGGAUACUAAAGCAGCUUGGAAGGCAAGAGAGAGGGCCAGGCUCAAGAAGGAGAGGGCAGCAAGGGAAGUAGUCAUUUUGAAGGAGAUAGAGAAGAUGAAUGAUCAAGAGAGGAGGGAGUACUGGGAGAGGAAGAAUCCUCCCUCACCUCCUGCGCCACAGCCCCGAAAGAGGAAGCUUAAGUUCAUGCAGAGAGAUCACCACAGGGGAGCUUUCUUCCGUUCGGACUCUGAUGAUGAAGAUGGCGUUUUAGGAAGAGAUUAUUCUGCCCCAGCCGGAGAGGAUAAGAUGGAUAAAACAAGACUGCCCAAGGUGAUGCAGGUCAAGAAUUUCGGGCGUAGGGGAAGGGCUAAAUGGACUCAUCUUGUCAAUGAGGAUACUACUGAUUGGAACAGCCCGUGGAUGUGGAAUGAUCGUCAAAGGUCAAGGUAUAACGUGAAAAUGGCAGCCAUGAAUGCACCAAUAGCAAGACCAAAAGGAAACAAGAGAUUGAGGUUCUCUGUGAAGGAAGAUGAACUUUAAUGUGUGGUUGCCAUUCUCUUUAUUGGAAUUUAUGUAGUAGGGGUGGAUUUGAUCAUUU